Molecule: messenger RNA, 1752 nt
Organism: Photinus pyralis (common eastern firefly)
Lineage: Eukaryota; Metazoa; Arthropoda; Insecta; Coleoptera; Lampyridae
Product: leucine-rich repeat-containing G-protein coupled receptor 4-like
Exons: 13
Coding region: 217-1665 (482 amino acids)
Molecular function (GO): protein binding
Source: RefSeq, a predicted model, not a curated record
UCUAAAUAUACGACUCACAGAAUCCUCACCGACAAUAAACUGGAUUCCGUUCAUCCGAAAGCUCUCUCCGGGAAUCUGCAAUUAAAACGAUUAGUUCUGCAAAGCUGUGGUUUGAAAGACAUUCCAACGGAAGCACUCCAUCCUCUAACUAAACUUGGCACUUUAAAUCUCGGCAGCAAUCUUAUUACGUCGAUUCCGGUAGACGCUUUUCCGGGCAUGGAAAAUCUAGUUGUAUUGUUGCUGAAACGUAACCAGAUCAAAGAAAUCGCACCGGAGGCUUUCGUAAACCUAACGUCUCUCCGAGUUUUAGAGCUAGACGACAACGCUCUAAUGGAAAUUCCAUCCGCUUUAACGAAGCUACCGUCGCUUCAGGAGUUAUCAAUAUCUGGAAACCGUAUAAAAUUCAUACCGGGCGGCCUCCUACAAAAAAGUCCAGGCCUCGCCGUUUUAGAGCUGAAAGGAAAUCCGCUUGUACAAGUCGACUCCAACGCAUUCUCCUACCUUCCACGGCUACGAAACCUUAUCCUCUCCGAAGCACGCGGACUAUCAACUUUUCCGGUACUUAACGGUACCACGUCUCUGGAAGUACUGCGUUUAGACAGGGCUGGGAUCUCAUCAGUUCCGUCUUCUCUCUGUUACACAUGUCCGCGAUUAAGAAGCUUAGACUUGAAGUCGAACAAGUUGACGUCGAUUCCUGACUUGAACAACUGCAAGGAAAUACGGGUUUUAGAUUUAGCCAGCAAUAGAAUCAAGUCAGUCGAGGAACGGCCAUUUCACGGAAUGACGAAAAUGCAUGACCUUCUCCUGGCGCACAACGAGAUCGAGUAUGUUCCGAACGACGCCUUCUUCGGACUGUCCAGGCUGCAAUUUUUGGACAUGGAAAGCAACCACGUCUCCUACAUCCAUCCAGACGCGUUUCUAGCAAUUUCACACAUCGAAGACCUAAAUCUGGGAAAUAACAUAUUCCCUCAUCUCCCAACAGCCGGCUUGGAACGCCUGAGGCACUUGAAGACCUUCAACAAUCCGCACCUUCGCGAUUUUCCGUCUCCCGAAAAUUUUCCAAGAAUUCAAUCCCUAGUCCUGUCCUACGCCUACCACUGCUGCGCGUUUAUACCGCUAAUUCCCUCUAAUCCACCGCCGCCUGCGAAGGUGAAGGAUAUCGUGCUGUUUCCCGGAGACGAUGAAGACAUCGAUUUGACCUUCUGGAACUCGAGCGGAACGGACUUGUGGCCUCAAAAUCAGAACAUCAGUCACAAGUUAGGGAAGACGUUUCGAGAGUUUUGGGACCAUAUUGGGGGGUCCGAUUUUACCUACCCUGGAAAUUUUCCAUCGUACAUGGAAGAGUACUCGGAAGAAGACGUGUUAAAGGUACCAAACAGCGAUAUCCCACCGGGAAAGAUUCAAUGUCUCCCCCUACCCGGACCGUUCCUUCCAUGUCAAGAUCUUUUUGACUGGUGGACGUUGCGGUGUGGCGUGUGGCUUGUGUUUCUAUGCGCAAUGUUGGGGAAUGGUACCGUCGUCUUUGUGCUGGUGUUCUCGAGGAGUAAGAUGGAUGUACCACGAUUUCUUGUCUGCAAUUUGGCCGCAGCGGAUUUUUUUAUGGGAAUUUACUUGGGUAGGUCUCCAUCCCACGGUCCUUGUGAAAAUUUGCAAUAUUUAUUUUGAACACCUUGACACAUUGAUUUUUACUCAUUCGGUUCUAAUCUGUACGCCCACUGCCACGUUUUGUGUGUCAUUAUUACCCGAGUUACA